Molecule: messenger RNA, 2363 nt
Organism: Dalotia coriaria
Lineage: Eukaryota; Metazoa; Arthropoda; Insecta; Coleoptera; Staphylinidae
Product: nose resistant to fluoxetine protein 6-like
Exons: 7
Coding region: 83-2191 (702 amino acids)
Molecular function (GO): acyltransferase activity, transferring groups other than amino-acyl groups
Source: RefSeq, a predicted model, not a curated record
UGCUGACAACGCGAUUUUUUGAUGUGCACCUGCCGAUCAUCAUCACUCAUCAUUUUUGAUUUCUGUAUUCAGUAAAUUGAAAAUGAAAUAUUUUCGGUUUCUGUGUGCCAUCUUGGCUAUCAUCGGAUCCUUUCACUUGGUGACCAGUGACGCCAUUGAAAACCUGAAAACAUGGAAACAUGCUGAAGAAGUAGCACGUAAUUUGACAGAAAAACCUGUAAUCGAACGAAAACUUGAGAUUGUAAAAAAUGAUCUACAAAUGGAAGUCUUGGCUCAACUGCUGGACAUCUACGUUCUCAAUUCCACAAAUGUGACGUGUCGACAGGCGAGUGAUUCUUAUCGCGACGCGUUGAUAAACUUUGAACCUUGGGCAUUGAAAAUGUUAGAUGCAUCAUCAAAAUUGCAAGCGGGAUUAAUCGCCGGUAAUCGGAUAGAAUUCGGUGCUUUUCAGCAGUGCAUCGACGUGGAAGCAAUCACUGAUCACAAUGGCGGCGGAAUACGUGGUAAACACUGUACAAUUCCUGUGCUGCCAUCUGAACGUAUGCUUAAGAAAAUAUUCAGUUACAGGGGAAUCACAGAGAAGGCUUAUAAAAACAGAAAAAGUGUUUACUAUAAUGUGACAUAUGUUUGGUCAUUGUGUAUGCCAGAUGCAUGUGGACCAAAGGACAUAAUCGAACACUUCCGCUCAACAGUCAAUGAACUUGUAGAUGGAUUAGAGGUGACGUUUCUUGAUGAUGAGAUAAAGUGUAAAACUUAUGAAGAUAUUGAUGAAGCUUUUGAUGGAAAAGAAAUUACAGCAUUGAGUAUAGUUGGAAUUUUAAUGAUAGUGGUGGGAAUAUCUACUUUUAUGGAAAUGUACAAACGAUACUAUGAAAUAGACCGCAAAGGAUACGAAACGUUUUUCUCGAUAAUAGCAAACACUCGGUAUAUAUUUCAAUACAACAAAAAUCAUAAAAAGAUGGCGUGCCUCAACGGUAUCAGAGUAUUUAGUAUAAUGUUAGUCGUCGCUGGGCAUCGUUUCCUGCUUGGGUUUUUCCAUUCGAACACCAACGGUUUUGAAGCUUUAGAUUGGAUGUUAAACCUGACUUCACAAAUAAUUCUCCGUGGAACUGUAGCUGUUGAUUCGUUUUUAAUGCUGAGUGCCAUUCUGGUCUCGUAUAAUUUUUUCCUUCAACAUGAAAAAGGUGUACCUUUUAAUUUGCCGAAAUUUUAUCUGAAUCGGUAUUUACGUCUGACGCCAUCUUACGCUUUCUGGAUUUUUCUCGUCGUGUGCUACAGUCAUCGUAUUGGAAAGGGUCCAGAAUGGGAUUCGCAGUGGUACGAUGUGCAGCAACCUUGUAAAGAUUAUUGGUGGUCUGCGCUCUUGUAUUCGCAGAGUUAUGUCAAUCCAAAGGAAGUGUGCAUCUUACAAAGCUGGUAUCUUAGCAUUGACAUGUUCUACUAUGUGUGUGCGCCAGUGUUUCUCAUUUUGAUAGCGAAAUACAAAAUGCUAGGCAUGAUCACGCUGGUUUUGUUGUAUUUUGCAUCUGUUGGAGCCAAUUUUGGUAAAGCAUGGGAGAGAAGAUACCCUGUACAGGCUUUAGUUGACUCUGAUUUGGUUCAUUCGGAUUACUUUACUGAAUUCUACACAUUGCCACAUAUUCGUGGUGCUCCCUAUAUCAUGGGCAUAGCUUUGGGAUACCUUUUGUUUAAAACUCGUGAUAAGAAAGUAAAGAUGUCGCCUAUGAUUGUUACCAUUGGAUGGACGCUGUCUGUGAUCAUAAUGUUUAGCGUUAUCCUGACAAAUCGAGUUUAUUUGGAUGAAGACUACAAGUUUGAUCGUUUCAGUAACGCUUUUUAUCAUGCAGCCCAUCGUUCUAUUUGGUCACUGGCAAUUGGCUGGUUGAUUUGGGCAUGUGUGCAUGGUUAUGGCGGCUUUGUGAACCAUCUUCUGAGUAGCGACGUAUUCGCCAUUUUAGCAAAACUAACCUAUUCAGUGUAUAUUGUUCACAUGCAGUUUCAAUUCUAUGAUUUCGGAGCGAUGAAAAUGGGCGGAUAUUUUUCAAAUAUGAGUUGGAUACAAAAAUCAAUUUCGGAUGUAAUACUUUCAUUCGUGAUGGGAUACUUUUUGGCUGUGACAGUUGAGUGUCCAAUAUACAGGUUGUAUUUGCUUAUGUGUGGGACAAGAAGGAAACCAGAGCCAAGUGCUUGAGAAAAAUGUUGGUCCUUGAUACGAACUUAAACUAUAAAACAAAUCGUUUGAUGUCUUAUGGCAUGAAUAAUAAAAAUGUUCGAUGUCUUCGGUUGUCAUUUCAGCAUUCAUUUUUGUUUGAUCACUUUUUCCAUGUAUUUACUGCGGUGUGUUAUUAAAAUGUCAAUUUCUA